CCCUGUAGAAGAGUUUGGUCGUGCUUUUGCCUUCUAAAAAUUUUUUUGACGAGCGGUAUGGGUGGUGGGACCACGCGCGUCUGUGGAUUGGAAGCAAUUGUUGUUCUCCGUCGUCCAGCUGGACCGAUGGUGGUUGGACAGUAUAGGAAGCACAGUUACUCUCACUGUGAUUCUUCAGCUCGUGUAACUGAACGAUUCCACUGCAGGCUGGACAGUGGAGGAGGAGUGCGCCCACAACCUUCAGGAUGACGUCUGAUACUGGUGAUAGAUGGGAGUUGAUCUGUGCAUCGUCCUCUAGCUGGGGACGUGUACUAGGCGGAGAGAGAAAG
Molecule: messenger RNA, 329 nt
Organism: Geodia barretti
Lineage: Eukaryota; Metazoa; Porifera; Demospongiae; Tetractinellida; Geodiidae
Source: the annotation of a GenBank genome assembly